Messenger RNA from Anopheles nili, 1350 nucleotides. RefSeq names its product dynein regulatory complex subunit 4 (gene Gas8). Bases 49 to 1350 code for a protein of 433 amino acids. Gene Ontology annotation, biological process: cell motility. The transcript is spliced from 2 exons. The record is from RefSeq and is a predicted model, not a curated record. Gene Ontology annotation, cellular component: motile cilium; Golgi apparatus; microtubule. Gene Ontology annotation, molecular function: small GTPase binding; microtubule binding. NCBI's taxonomy places the organism in Eukaryota, Metazoa, Arthropoda, Insecta, Diptera, Culicidae.
AAAAAGGCGAAAGGAAGCACCGUCAUCGAUGGCGUCGACACGUCCAGCAUGUCCCGGGAGCAGCUGGAACAAUUUGCGCUCAAACUACGCAACGAGAUGGAACGCGAGCGAGAAGAGCGCAAUUUCUUCCAGCUCGAACGCGACAAAUUACGCACUUACUGGGAGAUCACGCGCAAGCAGCUGGAGGAAGCGAAGGCGGUCAUUCGUGGGAAGGAGCGAGAUGUCGAGGUCGCCCAAGAGCUCGCUGACCAGGACACGAAGAACGUGAUGCAGGAGAUGAAACACCUGCAGUACGAGCACCAAUCGCACAUUGGCGAACUGCGGGCCGAAAUGAUGACACAGCUCAAGAUGGCGCAAGAGGACCACACGUUGCAGGAGCGAGAACUGCUGAAUGAUAAGCGCGAUCUGAAGCGGUUGCUGCGUGAGAAGGAAGAGAACACCGAGCUGGAGAUUCAGCAGCUGAAGCUGAAGCACAGCGAGCUGCUGAGUGUGGAGCGGGCAAAGUUUCAGGAAGAAAUCGAAGCCAUGACGAAGCUGUUCGACCAGCGUCUUGCGAGCUACAAGGAAGAGGCCGAAGUGCGCCACGAGAUGGAGCUGUCCGAGGUGGAGGAGCGCAAAAACGGACAGAUUGCGGAGCUGAUCAGCACAAACGAGCAGGCGUACCGCGAGAUGAAGAGCUAUUACAACGCGAUCACACAGAACAACCUGGCGCUGAUCAACAGCAUGAAGGAGGAGAUGGAAGAGAUGCGCCUGCAGUCGGACAAGGACCUCAAGAGCUUUAGCGAGGUGAUGGCGGAGAACAAACGGCUUACCGAACCACUCAAGAGCUCCCAAGCGGAGUUGGUCGAGCUGCGCAAGAAGCUGCAGUACUACGAUCGUGAUAAGGCCACUCUCAACCGGGUGAAGAUCCGGUUGAACAGCACCCAGAAGCAGUUGUCGAGCUUGAAGCUUGAGCAGGAUGUGCUGCAGAUGCGGUGUGAAAAGUUGGUCGAGGAACGGGACCAGCUAAAGCGCUUGUUUGAGAAGUCGAUGUUGGAGCUGCAGCAAAAGUCCGGUUUGAAGAACUCGCUGUUGGAGCGUAAGCUGGAGUACAUCGAGAAGCAAACUGAGCAGCGUGAAGCCGUCCUUGGGGAGGUCCUGUCGUUGGCCGGCAUAGAGCCACAGUCGCUUAGUGUGCGCAUCGAGAAGCUUUUGGUGCAGAAAAAUGACAAAAUUCAAGCCUUACGGUACGACCUGGCCAGGGUGAGCAAAAUGUACGACGAUCUGCUGUCGCUCAUCGAGGGUAAAUUGGUGAAGUACGGCAUCACGCUCAAGGACCUUGAGCUUACGAAUUUGCGGCCGGAGAAGUAA